AUGGGUGGACGGGGCCCGGGGGCGGUUGACAAGCUGGAUCUCGCCAAGGCGAGAGUCGGUUCGGGACGAGGAGUCGCGUGUAGGAAUCUCUUGAGUCAUGCGCAGGCGAUAAGUGAAGUGAAUGGUGGCAUUGAGCAGCUGGGCGCCACCAAGGUGGGAGUUGCUGAGAUUCGAAUCGCAUGUGUGAUUCCUGUCCUACACCAACGCCUUGUGACUCCUUCAUAUCUGCCUCUACCCGCUCCUCCGCUUUCCCCGCUUUUCCACCCUUCUUUCCCGCUCUCCCCUCCCCCAACCUCCCCCCCCCCCUCCCUCCCCCCUCUCCCCCCUCCCCGACCAAUCUGCACCGCACCUGCUUCUCCUAGACCCACGUCUGCCCCACUGCAUGGAGUUGGGACCCCACAACGCGGGCACACUGUUCAUCCAGGCCCAAGAUCCGUGCUCUCCGUUGCUCUUAAACCAUUCCGUCUCACCAACCGCGUUACUCCCUUUCCUUCUUGUUUCCCCGUGUCCCUCCUCCUACCCCUUGCUCUCCCUGUUGCGCCACUCUGUGCCGUGCGGCGGUCCGCCCAAGUGAGCCCCGCAGCACUCGUGCCCGCAUUCUGCUCCUCCUCGGGGCCGCUUCGCCUGGACGCCGCAAGCACCACGGGCAGCGCAGGUAGACCGGUGGCGGGUCCAGUGGAGCUGCAGGGUGAACGCAGAUUCAACAGUAGCGGCAGCGGUGUGGUGCUGCACUGGGCAGCUUGUGUGACAUUCAUCCUUGUUGACCUUGAUGACCCCAUUCAUCCUCUGCAUAAACCAGCUGUCCCCAUCUCAGGUGCUCCUCCUCUGCCCUCCAUCACCCUCCCAUCUGCUCCCACCAUUCCAGCCACGCAGCAUCACCAUAGCCAUUGCACCCUCAGACACCACCCCUCCCUCUCGCCCACCAUCACCUACGUUAUGACCAUCUGCUGUCACUCGAUUCUCCCCUCCAUGCCCUUCUAA
This is a messenger RNA of Closterium sp. NIES-65, 981 nucleotides long. Lineage: Eukaryota; Viridiplantae; Streptophyta; Zygnematophyceae; Desmidiales; Closteriaceae. The record is from the annotation of a GenBank genome assembly.